AUGUCUCUCGACUUUAACACUUUGGCCCAAAACUUCACCCAGUUUUACUAUAAUCAAUUUGAUACCGAUAGAAGCCAAUUGGGUAACUUGUACAGAAAUGAAUCUAUGCUAACAUUCGAGACUAGUCAAUUGCAAGGUGCAAAGGACAUUGUUGAGAAAUUAGUAUCUUUGCCAUUUCAAAAGGUCCAACAUCGUAUCACUACUUUGGAUGCGCAACCUGCUUCCCCAAAUGGCGAUGUCUUAGUCAUGAUCACUGGUGAUCUGUUGAUUGACGAAGAACAAAAUCCACAGCGUUUCUCUCAAGUGUUCCAUUUGAUUCCUGAUGGAAACUCUUACUACGUGUUUAACGAUAUCUUCCGUUUGAAUUACUCUGCUUAA
Messenger RNA from Saccharomyces cerevisiae S288C, 378 nucleotides. It is a transcript of the gene NTF2, whose product is annotated as Ran GTPase-binding protein NTF2. Lineage: Eukaryota; Fungi; Ascomycota; Saccharomycetes; Saccharomycetales; Saccharomycetaceae. The transcript has a single exon. The record is from RefSeq and is marked reviewed. Gene Ontology annotation, biological process: nucleocytoplasmic transport; protein import into nucleus. The coding region runs from base 1 to 378 and encodes 125 amino acids. Gene Ontology annotation, molecular function: small GTPase binding. Gene Ontology annotation, cellular component: nuclear envelope; cytoplasm.